AGACGUGGAUGCUUAAACAACUGAGCCACCCAGGCGCCCCUUGACCUGGUAUUUUAAAUAAUAUGUGGAAUGAUGGAGGCAAAAAACAAACAAACAAAAAAAUGAAGGAAGGUGUGUUAUACCAGAUUCCCUUGCAGCCACUUGUCCCCCAGUGCAGGCCAGUGAUUGGAGUAUCUCAGAGCUGUGCUUGCCCUAUCACAGCCAGAGACCAUGUGAACAAAAUGAGCUGUUCUGUUCUCAAGCCAACUGUUGGAAAGAGUGUCUUUUGGGAAGAGAACAAAGUUAUCAGUACAAGCUCAGGUGUCAAGAAUCCUCUGAGAAAGUUUUGAUGGAAAGGUUCAAAGAGGAGUGUCUAUCAGGCCUGCAGCAAAUCCAAAGGCCUUCCUAUAUUUUCAGACAGCUGGGUCCAGGGGAAGCCCAGCCAGAGCUCCUACAGCAUAAGAUGGGGAGUGCUUGCCAGGAUGGGACUCAAUCUUAGCUCUGCCCGUGAGCGUUGAUAUGAGUUCAUUUAGGAAAAUUUAUUUAUUGUGUUUCCAGUUAUGUCAUUCAUUAAAUUAUAAUAUCUGUAUAUAUUUUAAGACACUGAGCUAGGGAUGCCUGCUGGGCUCAGUCAGUAGAGUAUGUGACUCUUGAUCUCAGAGUUGUGAAUUUGAGCCCCAUGUGGGGUGUCGAGAUUACUUAAAAAAAUAAAAUCUUAAAAAAAAAAUUGAGCUAAAGGGGAAAAAUAUAACCUCAUGAAAAAGGCCUGAGUUUCAUGGAGUUUAAAAUAGAUUUUUUCAAUGUUCAGCACUUUCUUGAACCUCUUUGCAUUGCAAGGCUUAUGUUCUCUUUUGAGUCCUAUAGCUACUAAGGAAGCACAGGUAUUCAGUAAUUCUUGUUAAAUGCAUGAAUAUUCCAAUUAAGCUGUUAUAUAACACUCUGGGCUAAACUUCAUCAACUUUCUCCUAUUCCUGGGUAGUGUCUGGUUCUCAAACAAAAGAAGUAAACUGUCUGCUAAAAAAAAUCCCAUAAACUUUCUGGCAGAGAAUUGAGCAGGUGUUCUACGGCACGUAGUUCCUAGCUGCGACUGAAUGAGUCGUUACCAUUUCCAAACGGACAGGCGGGGUCAAGAGAAAAGAAGCAAAUACCCUUUUCCCAUUUGUAUUAGUUAUCUAUUGCUGUGUGACAAGUUACCCCAAAACUUAGUGGUUUUAAAUAAUGUUUAUUAUCUCAGUUUCUGUAAGUCAGGAGUUGAGGUGCAGCUUAACUGGGUCCCCUGGCUCUGGGUCCCACACCAGGCUGCAUCUUGACACUCAACUAGAAAAAGAUUCACUUCCUAGCUUAUUCGUGUGCUUGUUGGUUGCCCAUGAGCUGUUGGUUUCUUGCCGUAUGGGCCUCUCCACAGAGCAUCUCACAAUAGGGCAGGUUGCUUUACUAGCGUUAGGAAUACUGGAAAGUAUCAUGAGCCUUCCUGAAAGUCAGGGUGUCCGUUUAGAACCAAAACUUACAAGGUGUCCUCUAUUCUGGUGACUCCAACAUUUUCCUGAUUGAGGACCACUUUUAAUUUCUCUGAAGUUCUAGAAAGACUAAUGUGGGGCUGUUGAGGAAACAGAGCAUGACUGCGGAAGGUGCCCCCCUACCUACGUCCUCUCCCACCUGUCAGGAGUUACCCUAAGAACCUGGGGUAGAGGUGUGGCAGCACUGCAAGACCAUGUGGAAAGUGUUCUGCAACCUGCUCUCCUCUUGAGACAGAAAGGGCAUUCAUUAUCCCAAACGGCUGACUUUGGGCAAAAUUUCCACAGGAGGAAAUCAACCCAUAGACUUAGAGCAAAGUCUGAGGCAAACCAGGAACACUUGAGAGGACUGCCGAAGUUCAGGUGUCAGGCAGUAAAAUUAUGGCUGGUUUCUGUGCAUCUCAUUAGGGGAGAAAAUAAAUAAAUGUACUUAAAUGGACCAGAGGGGAGUCAUAAGGUUGAUUCUGAGGGCUGAGUGAUCUGAACUUAGAGACAAGCUUAAAGGGAAAAAUCUAUACUGGCCAGAGACCAAGUUAAUGGAAAAUUUAAUUGAAGCGAAUAAAAUCUAAGCCUCCUAGGUGGUGUGGCCUGGUGCCCUUUGAACCGGGAAGGCUGGGACAGGAGGCCACAGAGGGCCCUGAGGGAAAACGCGAUGAGCUUAUCUGAGCAAGAACAAGGGCGGGACUGAGCCUGAGCAAAGAAAGUCGACAAACCUCCACUAGAGCCUCAGUGACAGGCAGCCUUGAGGGCAGAGAGGAAAUCUGCUGAUUUCUGCCACGGAGGAGUCCUUUGAAGUCCUCUGCCUCCCACAGCAGCACUGAGCACGUGCUGGGCACCCCGGAGUGUGCGGCCAACCACGCAAAAACAGUCACCACUGAGGAGUGCCUGGCGAACCCCAUAGGCAUGAACCGCUACAGCGUGGACCCCUCCGCCUCCGCCUUUAGCCACAGGGGCUCCCUGCCCACCUCCUCCUCGCUGUACUGCAAGAGGCAGAACUCUGGAGAUGGCCGUCUCGGGGGAGGCCUGGCCACCACUGCCAGUGGUCCCCGUUCCAGCCCCAUGUCCUCUGGAGGCCCCUUGGCACCUGGGCUGAGGCCCCCAGGCUCCAGCCCCAAGAGAAACGGGACCUCUCUUGAAGGAAACAGAUGUGCCUCGAGCCCUUCCCUCGACGGGCAGGACGCCAGGCGGCCGAGGAGCAGGAACCCUUCCACCUGGACAGUGGAGGAUGUGGUCUGGUUCGUGAAAGACGCUGACCCUCAGGCUCUGGGUCCACACGUGGAGCUCUUCAGAAAGCACGAGAUUGAUGGCAGUGCUCUCUUGUUGCUGAAGAGUGAUAUGAUCAUGAAGUACUUGGGUCUCAAACUGGGACCUGCGCUGAAACUCUGCCACCAUAUUGACAAACUGAAGCAAGCCAAAUUCUGAAGUUUUUUAAAAAGAUAGAAGCGAAGUCCAGACAGCAGGUCUCAAGAUCAUCUUCGGCCUUACCAGCGUCCAGCCACCACCACAAAAUGGAUUCUCUCCUGAAAAAUAACAGCUGCAAAGACUGGGUCUUUUUAUAAAACUUGUGCAUUUCUGCCUUUUAAAAAAUUCAACAUGGCCAAAAAUAAUGGAAGAGCCUAUUAUUUUAGCAUUCCUGAUAGGUUGGUUGCUCUGAGACUUGAUCCUGUUUUUACGAUGAGCGAGCAGGGAACCCAAUGCUACUGCCCAAGGAAAACCCUGGAGGGUUCCAAGGCUGUGAGAGGAAAGACCUUUGUCUCUACCGGGACUCCACCGUAGCACCACCUGUCUUUAACUCUGCCUCGGGGACCUGUCAUUGUGAGCCUUGCUAAAUUCAGCUCUGGAAGCUGUCUUCUGAGAAACAUGCCUCCUCACUUUGCACUAUCUGGAAAACUUGAAUUCUUUUGCUCUCUGAAAGAGAAGAAAAAAAUCUUUCCUAUUCCUAGUUAUUUGAAGUACUGUGUUGUCCCACUAGAGGGCAGACUGCUAAUGAAGCUUCAGGACCCUCCCAGCAGUAGCCUGCUGAUUUAGUACUCAGUGGAUGGGUUAGGGUCUCUGUGAACAAGAUCUAGCCUACACAGACAUGGGGAAUUUCUUCGACAGCACCACAGAUUGCAGCUUGGGGAAGAAACUAUCUUCUAGAACGUUCUCGUGCAUAUCCAGUCAGUAUUGACUGACUGAGAUGCACAAGCAGCAAAGACAAAAAUUUGGAAGUAUGUUCUUCCCAGAUGGGGCUUUGGGUUCCUUCCCUUUCAGAGUCCUUACUGGGGUGUUGAUGUGUUGGCACGCUGAAGAGUCUUAGUGACAUUUAGCCAUGGGUGUUUCUUUAAAAAAGAAGAAAAAUGUCUCAGAUAAGCUUUGAAAUGGGAGAGUGUGGGUUUCUCUUUACAUUGCUGGAUUAUGUAGUUGUACCGCUGGCUAAUUUUUCUAGUUCUCAACAAAUACACAGACAUGCUGUUAUUGGGUUUAAUUCCAUUUACAAAUGGUUUUCCUUCCUCACUGUGGAGUAAUAGGAAAAAAUUGAUUUUUCACCCCUUUGCAGCUGUGUCCAAGGAAGGACAACGAGUCCCCAGUUUACGAGGCAGAGGGCAACCUCAUUUCCAUUCUUCUUUCUAUCCUUCUCCAUUCUCUCUUUCCCUCUUUCUUUUAUUUGUCCUCCCUCGAUAAAGAGGAAACGUAUUUUCAAAAUGAAUUCACUUUUGCCACGGGCAUAUCCUCUUCCUUAAAAACAUCCGCAGUGUUAGAGGUGAGGAGAUGAAUAGUAGACUCUGCAAUCUCUGGGAGGGUGAGGAGCAAAGAAAACUCAGGGCCUCCCUUGGCCCAAAUGCAAAUUAGAAAAAGCACACCUUUCUCUGGGAUGCAGCAGAGCAGGGGAUCUCAGGCGAGGAAUAGAGCAGGGGUGUGGGGGGGGAUUUCCUCCCCCUCCCCCUCCACGAGGUGCUGUUGUGCAGGCCAGGAGCUGCACAACCUUGAGGCUAGCCAGGCUAGAUUUGCAUAUUGAUCUUCUAUAAAUCAGUUAGAGGAAGACCAUAAGAAAGAUUCCAUGCCAUGCUGUUAGACCCACUUUGAUGAGCAAUAUUUGAGAAAGCACAUCCUAGCGAAAUCCUUUUUUAGACACACAAACGGUGGCUGGACUUACACCAUGACAGAGACGGGAAGGAGGACGAUGUCCUAAACCUGCUCACCGAACUGAGCUUGAGCCAUCAGGUUGUGGAAGGGUUUAGUGUCGGUUGCUUUUGGCACCUGACAAUACUACCCUGAAUCAGGCUCGGGACAGUCUUCCAAGAUUCUAAAGUGAUCAAAUGACUCUGCCCCUCAAAGUUUGUUCAUUGUAAGUGCUCGGGCCUGGUCUGGAGUUAGAUAAGUUCCCUCAAAAGGCCCUAGCUAGUUGAUGUAUUCGGAACUGCCAGUUUGUAAGUGGUGAGAUCCAGAAAACCCCAUGACAACCCAGCCGCUAUUUUUGCUCAGUCCUCUGAAAGUUGUCGUGCCUCUUCCAUCAACAUAUACCUUUUUUUUUUUAAAGAUCUUAUUUACUUAUUUGACAGAGACAGCCAGCGAGAGAGGGAACACAAGCAGGGGGAGUGGGAGAGGAAGAAAGCAGGCUCCCAGCAGAGGAGCCUGAUGUGGGGCUCGAUCCCAUAACGCCAGGAUCACGCCCUGAGCCGAAGGCAGAUGCUUAACGACUGCACCACCCAGGCGCCCCCCAUCAACAUAUACCUUGUUGAGAGACUUUGAAAACUUCCCACCCACCCUCGCCAUUGCCUCCCUCACUACAAAAGCAUGACUGUUGGUACCCCCAAAUUAAAAUCAUCCCCAAACAAUGUCAGAGAGAUACUUAGAGUAAGUUUUCGGGGGAGAGAGAUUUUCUCAUCUCAAGUCUGGGAGAAAACUGGAUCCAUGUUCACGUGUAACUGCUGUCACGGAGGUGCGAUCUCAUUUUGCAUUAAACUUUAAGCAGGACAGAUUGCUGAAGCCAUGAUAUUUAAGGUUUGACUUUUUAAAAAUCUCAUUACUCUUAAAAUGAAUGCUGCCAUAUCAGAAAAUAACCCAGGGAGGAAAUUCCUCCUUGCCUGGUUUUGCACUGAAAUGCAAUUAGCCAACCAAAUUAUUGUAGCAAUACUGCAAUUAUAAUUAAUUUUCACCCCUUUCAAAAAUCUUGUCAAACCAGGCAGCUAAAUAGCACAGCAAAUGUAAAACAUGCCAGGCCAUUUCCUCUAAAUGGACCUUCAAGAGUCAGGCCACGUGCGUCACUCUCGUUCACACGUGAGCGUAUUUCAGGAGCCCCACACUUGUGCAGAUCUGGUAUUUGUCAUUCCGUUGUGGUAGCUUUGCUUCAGGUGCUGGUGAAUAGCUCUGCAUCAUUCCAAAUUAGCGUGUAUGAGUGUGUGUGUUCAUGUCCAGACAUUUCCAAUCCCCGUGUCUGUUAAACAGUUAAAAAAAAA
Molecule: messenger RNA, 5932 nt
Organism: Ailuropoda melanoleuca (giant panda)
Lineage: Eukaryota; Metazoa; Chordata; Mammalia; Carnivora; Ursidae
Gene: SCML4
Product: Scm polycomb group protein like 4
Exons: 4
Coding region: 2397-2915 (172 amino acids)
Biological process (GO): negative regulation of DNA-templated transcription
Cellular component (GO): nucleus
Molecular function (GO): chromatin binding; histone binding
Source: RefSeq, a predicted model, not a curated record